Messenger RNA from Paramecium octaurelia, 794 nucleotides. The record is from the annotation of a GenBank genome assembly. NCBI's taxonomy places the organism in Eukaryota, Ciliophora, Oligohymenophorea, Peniculida, Parameciidae.
AUGAAUUCAACAACUCCAAAAUCAAGUGGAAUCAAUUACGCAAGUAUAAUUUAAUUAUAAAAUGAUGGUAGAAUUAAGAAAGCAACGAUCUAACUAAGACACAUUACCAAAAUCAAUGUCAACCAAUAUAAAAAUGGAUAUUAAUUAGGUUUAAUAAUUUGGAGGGAUCAAACAUAGAAGCACUUCUUAGCAUAACAUAAAUGAAAUGGCAUAGAUAGAGUUAUUUGAUUAAUGUUUAGAAAAGCAAGCAAAUUAAAAUGAGUUUUUAGUGUUCCUUGAUCGUCAGAUGCAAUACUUUAGUCAAAACACUCCUGUAUAUAUUUAAUUAACAAGCUUAGCAAAAUUAUUCUUCAUUUCGAGUUACUAAUAAGGCAAUUUAGGAAGAGAAGAAAAAAUUAUAAGUGGAACUCUAAAAAUAUAAUUAAGAAAAUGCCUUCCUGAUUAAGGAAAUAAAGGAUUUAAAUAAAACUAAGCAAAUGCUUGUAAAGAGAUAUGACGCUUUAUAGAGUUUAAUUUUAAAAGAGCGAUUGAACAAUCAGCAAAAAGUUCGUUAAUUCAGCAAUCCAAAAUUUCAACAUUUUUUCAAUCAAAUUUCACCAGUUUAAGAGACAAUAUCUUCAUUGACAGAUGAGAGAGUAUUAAAAUUCAUAUAAUCCUUUUAGUUUGAGAGUAAUACUACAUCACUAGAUUCUUCUUUGUCAUAUGAGGAUGAUCAAUCAUCUGCAUCAUAAUUGUUAGAUUUAUUAUAGAAAAAUUCCAAACAUAGAUUUAAUUUUCAAAAGCAAAUGGUAUGA